AUGGACGAGAAUAACAGAAUCACGAUCACGGUGUGCGGUGACGGUGGAUGCGGAAAGAGCUCGAUUACACUGCGGCUUGUGAGGAGUCAAUGGACAUCUGAGUACGACCCUACAAUAGAAGACUCAUACUCCGUAACCCGAACCGUCGAUGGCGUCCCCUACUACCUCAUGCUCACGGACACGGCCGGCCAAGAAGAAUACCGCGGUCUCUGGGCCGCCUCGAACCUGCAAUCCGAUGCCUUCCUCCUCGUCUACGAUAUAACAUCUGCCAACUCGCUCGAUGCGCUCGACUACUUCAUGGAGAUGAUAGAAAUGGAGACGGAGAACCGGUUAGACAAUGGCAAGAUACCGCCCAUCAAGUGCGUGGUAGGCAACAAGUGCGAUUUACAGGGCCAGAGACAGGUGGAAGCGAAGACGGGUCUCGAGUGGGCGAGGCGGAGAAAGUGCGGCUUCAUGGAGACGAGUGCAAGAGAGAUGGUCAACAUUGAGGAGACUUUUGCGCUACUCGUACGUCGUGUAGUAGAAGCACGGAGACUCACUGCUGGAGACGGCCCUGCGAACCGAACUGCCGCCCUUCCUCUUCAAUCGCAUCCGAACCGCGACCCAAACUCUUCGGCGGCGUAUCUAGAUAAUGAGAAAGACGAUGAGAACGAACCCAAAAAGAGCUGGUGGAGGAGGCUGAAGUGCUGGUAG
Messenger RNA from Alternaria ventricosa, 693 nucleotides. RefSeq lists its product as uncharacterized. Lineage: Eukaryota; Fungi; Ascomycota; Dothideomycetes; Pleosporales; Pleosporaceae. The record is from RefSeq and is a predicted model, not a curated record. Gene Ontology annotation, molecular function: GDP binding; GTP binding; GTPase activity. Gene Ontology annotation, cellular component: plasma membrane. Bases 1 to 693 code for a protein of 230 amino acids. Gene Ontology annotation, biological process: signal transduction. The transcript has 3 exons.